This is a messenger RNA of Talaromyces proteolyticus, 1587 nucleotides long. Its product is annotated as putative peroxisomal membrane protein. Gene Ontology annotation, cellular component: peroxisomal membrane. Lineage: Eukaryota; Fungi; Ascomycota; Eurotiomycetes; Eurotiales; Trichocomaceae. Gene Ontology annotation, biological process: protein import into peroxisome membrane. The record is from RefSeq and is a predicted model, not a curated record. The coding region runs from base 1 to 1587 and encodes 528 amino acids. The transcript has 4 exons. Gene Ontology annotation, molecular function: protein-macromolecule adaptor activity.
AUGAUCGGAGCUACAAAGCGCUGGUUCCGCCGCAAUCGCAAGAGCUUAGCAAUCGGCGCCGGUGUCGUCGGUGUCGGCUAUCUUGCCGGUCAAUAUGUGCUGUCUAAAAUAUCAGAGGCGCGAGAGCGCAUGAGUAGUGAUAGAAUUGCAAAGGAAAACCUCCGGCGACGUUUCGAACAGAACCAGGCCGAUUGUACCUUUACCGUUCUCGCACUUCUUCCCACCGCAACUGAAAACAUUAUCGAGGCUCUCCCUGUCGAAGAUCUCACAAGCGAAUUGCAGAAAAAGCGAGCGGAGCGGCUGGCCAAGCUCAGCGGUUCAGACGUGUUGGGUUCCGAGCCAAGUUCUUCGACUGCACCUAGUGUUACUGAUGAGGAUGGAAGGAGUCUCUCCAGCUUUCAAGCUGAUAGCUACGUUCAUGCAAGCCAAAUGGCUGGAUCAGUAACCGAUACAGACACCCAGCGACCCGCACGCAGUAAGACGGAAUUGUGGAAUGAAGUCAAAAUAUCCUCCAUAACGAGAGCUAUCAUCUUGAUAUAUUCACUGUCAUUGUUGACGCUUCUCACCAGAAUCCAGCUUAACCUGCUCGGCAGGAGAAACUACCUCUCCAGCGUUGUAUCGCUCGCUUCCCCAUCUAAUGACGUAUCGACCAUUCGCCUUGAAGAUAAUGAUGAUGAAUUCAGCCAGGCUUUUGGUAACGAUUUCGAGACCAAUAGGCGCUAUUUAACAUUCAGCUGGUGGCUGUUACAUCGUGGUUGGAAGGGCUUGAUGGAAAAGGUCCGAACCGCUGUUGAGGAGGUUUUCGGGUCUCUCAACCCUCGAGAAGAUAUCACCCUCGUUAGAUUGUCAUCACUAAUCUUGGAUGUGCGUAAACGUGUCGAAGGCGCCACAGAAGAAGACCGAAGACUCACAAACUGGCUCCAAUAUUUAUUACCGUCAAAGGAAGACGAAGAUGUCGUACUGAAAGAGUCAGGCGUACUCAACCCAGACACCCCAUCGUCACCUCAAACUACCGCUAGUUUGCGGCAACUAUUAGACGAAACAUCAGAUCUCAUCGAGUCACCAUCUUUCAGCCGCAUCUUAACUUCAUUGAACAACGAAGGGUUUGCAAAUUUGAUUGAACAGAAAUGUGCAACAGCUGUGUUCAAAGCACAAACAAUACCUGAGCCAGCCACAGCAACAGCUUUGUCUUCGGCCGCAACUAUCGUUCCUUCACCAGCACCACCCAAAGCCAAGCUAGCGACUGUACUGGCUCUGAUUACGCGCGAAGCCCACGUUAUUGGUAAUGGUACGAAUUCCCCGAACGAGUACCUUGCAGCCAUGGAACAAAAUGUUCGUGAGUUAGAAGCUUUUGCAGCUGUAGUGUAUAGCUCCAACUUUGAACUCGGCCUUUUGCAUUCUGAGGACACAUCAACUGUACCGAAUACGGAUGCAUCGUCUAACCCACUUCGACCGACGGAUGCAAACGAAAAUCUCCAUGCUACUUCUGCAGAAGAUGAGAGGGACAACACACAUGGAGUCUAUUCGGCGUUUGAGAGGGUCUGGGGCAAGGCUGUUGGAAGUUCUGACUCGAGUGGCGCAGCAUGA